AUGGUGGGGCCCACGACACGAUCUUUCUAUGACAUGACAAAGACAGGAGUCACGGAACCGUAUGGCGAAAGCCACACCUUUGCGAAUAAUGCAAUGUCUUCUCCCAUCAUUCUCUCAAUGUUCUCAUCGGAUCCCCAUCGUAAAAGGCAUAGCAAGGUGAUACACCAAUUUAAAGAGGGUUUCAGUCUAGACUAG
Sphenostylis stenocarpa is the source of this 195-nucleotide messenger RNA. Lineage: Eukaryota; Viridiplantae; Streptophyta; Magnoliopsida; Fabales; Fabaceae. The record is from the annotation of a GenBank genome assembly.